Prosopis cineraria is the source of this 1165-nucleotide messenger RNA. Its product is annotated as protein TIC 21, chloroplastic-like. The transcript is spliced from 4 exons. The record is from RefSeq and is a predicted model, not a curated record. Bases 65 to 949 code for a protein of 294 amino acids. NCBI's taxonomy places the organism in Eukaryota, Viridiplantae, Streptophyta, Magnoliopsida, Fabales, Fabaceae.
AUAUACUCGGGGAAGUGCCUUGUGAAGGUAGGCAACACCUGAUACUUCCCUUGUCGCGGUAAGAAUGCAAACGCUACUUUCGCCGGCUGCUCGCGCUGGCAUUUUCACGGCGAUGACGCCGGUCUCGUUGGCAGCUCAUGCCAACUCGCCACCUCAGCUCCCGCGACUUGUUCGCAGGCCGAAUCCGUCGCCCUUGCAUUCUGUCCCCUCUUUCAAACCCUUCCAGUCGCUGGCUUCUUCGUCUUCCUCGUCUUUUCUUUUCGGUUCUGUCUAUCGACUAGUGAAGCACCCAUUCCACGUAAAUGCUUCUUCCGAGGUUUCUACUGCUUUCACUCCCUCCAAUGAUGAAUCAGAGAAAGCAAAACUUGCUCAGGUUUCUAAGAGACUGGAGAAAACGGCGAGGUAUUUUAAGCGUUUGGGUAGUUUAGGAUUUUGGGGUCAGCUAGUCUGCACCGUUGUGGCUGCUGUAAUAUUAUCGUUUUCUGUUGUUGUUACCGGAAAGAUCACAUCUCCAGUUACGUUUUAUGCUACUGCUGGUGGAAUAGCGGCUGCUUUUGUUUCUGUGUUCUGGUCUUUUGGAUAUCUUCGGCUAUCUGAAAAGCUUCAAAGAACUGCCAAUGAGCCUACCAAGGCUCCCGCUCGGGCUGAUGUAGUAAAGAGCUUGAAGAAUGGCAUAGUACUGAACAUUUUGGGAAUGGGUGCUGCUAUUCUUGGCAUGCAAGCCACUGUUGGAUUGUUGGUCGCCAAGGCUCUGACUUCCUCGGCAAACCCAUAUUAUCAGGGAAUCUCUCCUGGAUACAACCCUGUUCUUGCGUUGGAUGUAUUUUUGGUGCAGGCUUCAGCAAACACAAUUCUUUCUCAUUUCCUUGGGCUUGUUUUCUCACUGGAGUUGUUGCGAUCAGUUACAUUGCCUCCUUCAGAAGGCGUUCCAAUCCCCAAGCUUGCAUAAGGCAUGGAAGAAGACGAAUACGAUGUAAUUACAGUUAAAUAUGUAUACUCCUCGUUUGUAGUGGUUAUUAUCGUGAUGAAUUUUGUUACCAUUUUAGAUCUCACGCAUUAUGUCUUCGUGUUCCAACAUGAUGGUAGCUUUUCAUGUAGAAGCAAUGCCAGAACAUUACUCAGAAAGUAUAUGUAUCAUUCAAUAAUUGAUUUCAUUUCUGGAUCA